CGGUUAGUUUUUCCGAGGAUUGAUCGCGAAGAAGGUCGAUUUUUUGCAUAGUGUACAAACAAAAAGUGGUGAAAAGAAGAUCACUCUAGGAUUACCGUGCGAUAGUGCUCGAGGCGAUAAGGUCAGAGCUCUACGACCGCCGUAGCAGCAGCAGCAGCAGCGGAUGUGGCGAGUAAAACCAGGCAGCAUCGAGGAUCUUGAUCGUUUCGAGAUAAGCACGAGAAAUUGAGAGCAUCAGUGAAUGCUUAUUUGGCAAGAUGGCCGGCGAAGUAUCACAACAACAACAGCAACAGCUGCUGCAGGAACUGAGCGAUAGUUUAGAGUGUCAGAUUUGUUUGAAGACGACGGACGAUCCGCACCUUUGUCCCAAGUGCUCCAAGUUUUUCUGCUAUGGCUGCAUUCGGGAUUGGCUGCAAAAGUCCGGAAACGACACGUGUCCAAACUGUUUGGGCACGGUCUGCCUGGCGGACUUUGUGAAAUUUCGUUGGGGCAAUGGUAUCGAAUCGCUAAGAAAUUUAGUGGCAAAACCAGUGGAAUCCUCGGCGGGUGGUGUUAAAAAUUUGCAAGGCACUUUGCGAAAAACACAGGAUUCGUUUGCUGCUACCACGGAACGAAUCAAUCGGAGCCUGGAUGGCCGGAGGGAUGCGUUGAAAAAGUCCAAGGACGGAAUCAUCAAAUCGAUCAACAUUCUAGUGCAGCAAGAGUUCCGGGAUGUUAACCAGCAGUACCAAGCCAAGCUGGCCGAGUUGGAUGCUUGGAGUGAGAUUCUCUUCAAAGAGCUGAACAAGCUGGAUGUGUCGCUGUACACUCUGCAGGAGAGCAUUUCCCAGGAUCCGGCUCCGGAAGUGCAGCUGCAACUGGAAACCCAGUGCCAUGUGCUGGGCAAGAAGCUCGAGCUGCUGGCACCGAACGUCCCGGAACAUAAGUUUUACUGCAAGAUGAUGCCGGCACCGACGGUGUGGCGUUUUACGGUGAGGAAUUUCAAUCAGGCUCGUAUGGGCAACCAGGUGCAGUAUUCGGAUCUGGUGCGGGAUGACCUGGGCAACACGUGGCGGCUGGAGAUCCAUCCGAAUGGGUUCGAUGACGCACGGAACCGGAGCGUCAGUGUGUUUUUGCAGCUGUACGAAGGAGUGGAGGGAAGGUACCACUUCACCAUCGAGCUACCGCACCGUGCCCGGCCGCAUUCCUACGAGGAUGAAGAUUUCUUCCAGCUGCGCAAGGGCUGGGGCCAAAACCACUUCGUUGACCUCAAACUGCUGCUGGACGACUUUGUCGAGAACGAUUCCUUCGAGAUACGGUUCUCCGUUCGAUCGCCGCAUUUAAUCGAAAAGUACGACUGCCUGCGGAAAUACGCUGACAAACUGGAGCGAUGCAAUUCCGCUCUUCGAGAAGAGUGUGUCGUAGACUGCAUCAACGAGAUCUGCUGCAUUCGGAACGUGACGGAGGCAUGCAACAACUACAGUUGUCUGUAUUCGGACACCUUCCGGGAUGACCUUGGUGGAUCGUGGAGACUUCAGGUCUUCCCCGGGGGAAAUGGUGAAGUCAAAGGGAUGUUUGCUUGUAUAUUUUUGGAACUGGUCGAAGGAAUUCCUAACAUGUACGAAUUCUCCGUGGACCUCAUCAACGAGUCCCCGAAAAAGUGCAUCAAAAAGUCGCUGGAGCACACCUUCCAACCGUGGAUGCCUUUCGGUUGGAAGAAUUUCGUCUCCCGUGAGGAACUACUGGACGGAGGAUUUCUCAAGAAGGACGCCUUGAUGAUCCGGCUAGCGGUGCGACCACCCACCGUCGGCCACAAGUUCAACUACCUCCGGCAGUAUCACGACAAAGCAAUUAGGGACCUAACGCAGCAGCAGGCUCAAAGCAAAGCUGGGUCCUCCUCGUCGCCGCUGAUUUCCGCCAAGACCUUCGAGGCUCCGAUAAGUUUCUUCAAGAAGAUGCUUCCCAGAACGCCCAGUCAAGAGCAGGGAACUCCUCCCAAGUAAAUCACACAGGUAAAUCAGAAUAAAUGUAACCGAA
This is a messenger RNA of Ochlerotatus camptorhynchus, 2016 nucleotides long. Its product is annotated as E3 ubiquitin-protein ligase TRIM37-like. The transcript is spliced from 4 exons. Gene Ontology annotation, cellular component: peroxisome; aggresome. The record is from RefSeq and is a predicted model, not a curated record. Gene Ontology annotation, biological process: negative regulation of centriole replication; protein autoubiquitination. NCBI's taxonomy places the organism in Eukaryota, Metazoa, Arthropoda, Insecta, Diptera, Culicidae. Gene Ontology annotation, molecular function: ubiquitin protein ligase binding; tumor necrosis factor receptor binding; ubiquitin protein ligase activity. The coding region runs from base 258 to 1982 and encodes 574 amino acids.